AUAUGCUAUGAACCCCCAAACCUGCAAUUAUCAGCUUGAUUGAUUAAGAUAAUAUGGCGAAAAAUGUUGUUCUCUUCUUUACUCUCAUUGUUCUUGGUUCUAGCAUUGCUCAACAAACUCCUCAAUGCCAAGAGAUGCAAAGGGAGGAAAUGGUUAGAGAUCUCACGCCAUGUCUCAGCUAUCUGACUGCUGAUGUGAACAGCCCGGACACGCUGUGUUGCAGCGGUGUGCAGAAUGUGAAUGCGGGUGCUAACAGCCGGGAUAUGAGGCAGUCCAUCUGUGUAUGCCUCAAGGAAGUCGCCAAUGGCAUCCUGAAUCUCAAAGACGAUCGCGCCGCGGCACUCCCGGGGCUGUGCGGGGUGAAGCUGAACAUCCCCAUCUCUAAGAGCACUGACUGCACCAAAAUCACUUGAGGAAGAUUGUCGUCUUACCUCCACAAACAACCCAAGAUCACUUUGAAUAAACAAUAAAUUGUAAUCUAAGUGAUAUUGAAGAUGCUCUGUCAUGUGAACUCUUUCUUCGAUGCAAGCUUCUAUCAUGUUGUUUUGCUUUCUA
Molecule: messenger RNA, 555 nt
Organism: Amborella trichopoda
Lineage: Eukaryota; Viridiplantae; Streptophyta; Magnoliopsida; Amborellales; Amborellaceae
Product: non-specific lipid-transfer protein A
Biological process (GO): lipid transport
Molecular function (GO): lipid binding
Source: RefSeq, a predicted model, not a curated record